Messenger RNA from Impatiens glandulifera, 4955 nucleotides. RefSeq names its product DNA polymerase alpha catalytic subunit. Gene Ontology annotation, molecular function: single-stranded DNA binding; chromatin binding; purine nucleotide binding. The transcript has 30 exons. Gene Ontology annotation, biological process: mitotic DNA replication initiation; lagging strand elongation; leading strand elongation. The record is from RefSeq and is a predicted model, not a curated record. Bases 52 to 4635 code for a protein of 1527 amino acids. NCBI's taxonomy places the organism in Eukaryota, Viridiplantae, Streptophyta, Magnoliopsida, Ericales, Balsaminaceae. Gene Ontology annotation, cellular component: alpha DNA polymerase:primase complex.
CCACUCUGGUUAGCAAGCUAGAGAUCUACGAAGGAAAAUAGGAGCAAAGUAAUGGACAAUGAUGAGCUUCUGCCUCUCGUCGCCGGCAGGCGGAGGAGUAGAGGAACCAACACUUCGGUUCGCAAGGAAGCCCUCGAGAGGUUAAAAACAAUCCGCACCAGUGGUCGUCGUGAAAACGGCGGCUUUCAGGUUAAACUCGAGGAACCUGUUUACGAUACGAUUGACGAAGAUGAGUACGAUGCCCUAAAGGCUAAACGCCGAGAAGAAGUGAAGGGAUUUAUUGUCGACGACGAUGGUCUUGGUUAUGCUGACGAUGGUCAAGAGGAGGAUUGGACAAAACGUGGGCUUCCUGUUUCAUCUGAUGAAUCGGAUGAAGAGAGAUCGGGGAGGACGAAGAAGAAGAAGACGACAGAGAAGAAAGAUCCGCCGCCGAAAAAGCCUUCCCCUCUUAUUGCUGCGGCAGCACUAAUGGGUAAGCAACGACUCUCUAAUAUGUUUACUUCGUCGAAUUUUAAGAAUAAGGAUGAGAAAGCGAAGAACUUUUCUUGCGAUAGUAUUGUUGAUGAUGUACUUGCUGAGUUUGCUCCUGACGAGACUGAUAGGGAGAGGCGACGGAAGGCUCAUACAAAUAAGUCAAAUUCACGAUGUGCAAAUAUAAUGACACCAAUUAAGACUGAUAAGACAAUUAUUGCCAAUUUAAAUGGUGAAUCUUUGAUCUUCAAUGAUGAGAAAAUUGAGCAGGUUAUGGAGAAAGAUACCUCCAGGGUAUUGGUAAGUGAAGAACCCCUAAAUGCUUGUGAAUUUUCUCCAAAGAGAAGUGUGGAGGAGGAAAAUACUUCGAAUGAUGUUGAGAAGAAUGUAGAAUCGGCGAAGGUAGAAUCUCCAAAGAAGAAGGAAGACGGUUUUGUUCUGAAUGCCAAGAUCAAAGAGAAGACAGAUUCAGCAUUCAGUGCUACUUCUGGAUGGCAGGAAGUUCGAAAUGCAGGAAAUGCUAGCGGUGUAGAAGAUAGAGUGGAUCUACAUUCCAGCUCAAUUUCUGAAGAAAAACAAGAUUUCUUUGUAGAAUCUGAUGGGUCAAUGCCCUUUUACUUGCUUGACGCUCAUGAAGAAUUUUAUGGUGCUAACACAGGCACCAUAUAUCUCUUUGGGAAGGUCAAAACCGGAUCUACAUAUCAAAGCUGUUGUGUGGUUGUAAAGAACAUGAAGAGGUGUCUUUAUGCAAUUCCAACUUGUUCUCUCAUUCAGAAUGAAAAGGUCUUGAAGCUUGAGAAGGAUCUUGAAGAGUCAAGAAUAUCCAUGGCAGCUUUCCGCACACAGUUGCUUGAGAUUGCAUCAGAACUGAAGACUGAAGUACAAAAUCAGUUAAUCGAUUGCAAUGUUUCAAGUUUUAGCAUGACACCUGUCAAGAGGAGCUAUGCAUUUGAACGCUCUGAUAUACCUUCUGGAGAGAACUACGCCCUUAAGAUCAACUAUCCAUUCAAGUACCCACCGCUUCCUGCUGAUCUUAAGGGAGAAAAUUUUAGUGCUCUGCUUGGAACUCAUACCAGUCCUUUGGAGCUCUUUCUUAUUAAGAGGAAGAUAAUGGGACCUUCCUGGCUAUCAAUUAAGAAAUUUUCCAGCUGUCCAUCUCCUCAGCGGGUAAGCUGGUGCAAGUUUGAAGUUAUUGUUGAUUGCCCAAAAGAUGUACAAAAUUCAUCUACCACAAAGAAUACAAUGGAGAUUCCUCCUGUGGUUGUUACAGCUCUAAAUCUCAAAACUAUCCUAAAUGAGAAACAGAAUGUGAAUGAAAUUGUAUCUGCAUCAAUAAUUUGUUGCCAGAAAUCAAAGAUUGAUUCUCCUUCAUUAGCCUCUGAAUGGACAAGACCGGGCAUGAUUAGACAUUUUAGUGUCGUGAGAAAGCUUGACGGGAGCAUAUUUCCCAUGGGGUUCACUAAACACGUUGAUGAGAGAAAUACAAAAGCUCGAUCAGUUGUUAUCUGCACUGAAAGCAGUGAACGGGCCUUGUUAAACCGUUUGCUGAUUGAAUUGCACAAGCUCGAUAGUGAUGUCCUUGUGGGGCACAAUAUUUCUGGUUUUGAUCUGGACGUUCUUCUUCACAGAGCCCAGGCUUGCAGGGUGCCCAGCACCAUGUGGUCCAAAAUAGGUCGUUUGAAACGAUCAAUGAUGCCCAAACUUAAAAAAGGAAACUCAAUUUUCGGUUCUGGUGCAUCUCCAGGGAUCAUGUCUUGCAUUGCAGGAAGACUUUUAUGUGAUACAUUUUUAUGUUCGAGAGACCUGCUGAAAGAGGUCAGUUAUUCUCUGACACAAUUAGCAAAGAAUCAGCUGAACAAGGAAAGGAAAGAAAUUGCUCCACAUGAAGUUCACUUGAUGUUUCAAAGCUCAGAAUCGCUGAUGGAACUUAUUGAAUGUAACGAGACAGAUGCAUGGCUAUCAAUGGAACUCAUGUUUCAUUUGAGUGUACUGCCUCUCACUCGUCAGUUGACUAAAAUCAGUGGCAACCUCUGGGGAAAGACCCUGCAAGGUGCUAGAGCACAAAGAGUAGAAUAUCUUCUGCUGCAUGCAUUCCAUGGCAAGAAAUAUAUUCUUCCAGACAAGUUAUCAUAUCAUCCCAAGGAAGAGAAAGUACUUAAACGAAAAGUGAAAGAUGGUGCUGAAACCAAUGAAACUGAUGAUAUAAAUGUGGAUGAUGGUCAUCUGGAGAAUGACCAUGUGAAGUCUAAGAAGGGCCCGGCAUAUUCUGGUGGAUUAGUAUUGGAGCCAAAGAGAGGAUUGUAUGAUAAGUACAUUCUACUUCUGGACUUCAAUAGUUUAUAUCCGUCGAUUAUUCAGGAAUACAAUAUUUGCUUCACCACGGUUGAAAGAUCCCAAGAGGGAUCAGCUCCUAGUUUGCCAACCAGUAAAAAAUUUGGUGUUCUGCCUGAGUUAUUGAGAAAUUUGGUUGACCGGAGGAAAACUGUUAAAGCAUUGCUGAAAAAAGCAUCUGGUCUAGAGGCCCAGCAGUUUGAUAUACAACAACAAGCUCUUAAACUCACUGCAAACAGUAUGUAUGGAUGCCUAGGGUUUUCCAGUUCCAGGUUUUAUGCGAAGCCACUAGCAGAGCUCAUAACGUUGCAAGGAAGGGAGAUCCUCCAAAGUACUGUUGAUCUUGUCCAGAAUAAUUUGAACUUGGAGGUGAUAUAUGGUGAUACUGACUCAAUUAUGAUUUAUAGUGGACUUGAUGAUGUUGCUAAAGCUAGAGCAAUUUCUGAUAAGGUCAUCCAAGAGGUCAACAAAAAAUAUAGAUGCCUAGAAAUUGAUCUUGAUGGUUUGUACAAAAGGAUGUUACUGCUCAAGAAAAAGAAAUAUGCUGCAGUCAAAUUGCAGUUUAAGGAUGGGAAACCAUACGAGGUUAUUGAGCGAAAGGGGCUUGAUAUGGUUCGACGUGACUGGAGUAUGCUAUCUAAAGAACUGGGUGAUUUCUGUCUCAGUCAAAUACUUUCUGGAGGUACAUGUGAGGAUGUUGUGGAAUCAAUACACAAUGCUCUGAGGAAGGUUCAAGAGGAAAUGAGGAAUGGACAGAUAUCAUUGGAGAAGUAUGUUAUCACAAAAUCAUUAACUAAGCCUCCUGAAGCCUAUCCAGAUGCCAAAAAUCAACCUCAUGUUGAGGUUGCACUUAGACUAAAGAAAAAUGGUUACACUGCGGGAUGUUCUGCUGGUGAUACGGUUCCCUAUGUAAUUUGCUGUGAACAGGGUACUACAACUUCUGGUAACUCAGUGGGGAUCGCUCAGAGGGCAAGGCAUCCAGAUGAACUGAAGCAAGAUAAUGGAAAAUGGAUAAUUGAUAUUAAUUACUAUCUAGCACAGCAGAUUCAUCCUGUUGUAUCCCGUUUAUGUGCUUCGAUUCAGGGAACAAGCCCAGCACAUUUAGCUGAUUGUUUAGGGUUGGAUUCCUCUAAGUUCCAAGGUAGAUCAAAUGAAGCUGUCAACAAUGAUCCUUCGCCUUCGCUCAUAUGUUCAUUAGAUGAUGACGACAGAUAUAGGGAUUGUGAGCCGUUGGUUUUAUCAUGCCCAAGUUGUUCUGGUUCCUUUGAAUGUCCAACUAUAUUCAGUUCUGUAUGCUCAAUAAUCAAGCAACAAGAGCUAACAGACCCAAAGACUGAAGAAGAACCUUCCAAUAGUUUCUGGCAUAAAUUACGUUGUACCAAAUGCCCAGGUGAAGGUGAUAUGGGUAUAAUAUCUCCAGCUUCCAUAGCCAAUCAGGUCAAAAGGCAAGCAGAAGGGUUUGUCUCAACAUACUACAAAGGCUUAAUGGUGUGUGACGAUGAAACAUGCAAGUACACAACUAGAAGUCUCAACUUGCGUGUAAUUGGCGAUUCCGAAAGAGGAACUAUUUGUCCCAAUUAUCCUCUUUGUAAUGGCAGACUCACUAGAAAGUACACAGAAGCUGAUCUCUACAAGCAACUUAGUUGUUUCUGUCAUGUCUUGGACACUGCAAAUUGCAUCAACAAGGCAGAGAAGAAUAGCAAAAUCUUAAUUGAAAACGAGAUUAGAAGAAUCAAACCAUUGGUAGAUCUUGCAUUUACAACCGUCCAAAAAAUGCGUGAUAGGUGUUCUUAUGGAUGGGUGCAGAUGAAGGAUCUAAUAGUUACAAUUUGAAAUUUGAUAUCAAAUUGAACUUGAUUAGAAGAAUCAAGCCAUUGGUAGAUCUUGCAUUUACAACCGUGUAGAAAAAUGCGCGACGAUAGGUGUUCUUAUGGAUGGGUGCAAAUGAAGGAUCUAAUAGUUACAAUUUGAAAUUUGAAAUCCUUUUUUUCUUUUCAACAUGUCAUAGGGUAAUUGUACUUAGAAACCCUAAUUUCUCUAUAGUUCUUUAUGCAAUUAUUGUAUUAUUAGUAGUUGUUACAAUUAUGGAGAGAAGACAGUGACAUUAUUGUUGAUAUUAAUAUACCUCUACUACUAUAAUUAAAAUACAUUCA